GUGUGCACCUGAACCGGUCCAAUGGUUGGUCAAUGAUCCAACCUUGAACUUCAUAUACUCCAAUUACAGAAGAGCAGUCAAGGUCGUACACGCACAGGAGGUACAUUCAGUAACUGCCUACGCUGAAUGGCUGAAAUCCAGUUGAUAGAGGCGCCAGCACCUCACCAACAGCCACCAGACUAUACUAGGCUCAAUGAUCUAGCAUGUAGCAAGGUUGGAGGUUGCAUUGUAUUUGCUUCUGAUGACUGGUUUGCUGAGGCAGAAAAUCUUUUAAAGCCGAACAUCCCAGAAUGGAAGGAGGGUGUAUUCACAGAAUAUGGAAAGUGGAUGGAUGGAUGGGAGACAAGAAGGAAAAGAAUUCCAGGACAUGAUUGGGCCAUCAUUCAACUAGGUGUCUCAGGUGUAAUUUUUGGCGUUGAUGUGGACACUUCUUUUUUCACUGGAAAUUACACUCCAAGAAUCUCAAUCCAGGCUGCAAAUUUGAAAAAAAAAUUUCCAUCUCGUAAUGGGAAGCCUGGCAAAGCAGCUACUGAAGCUGAAUAUAAGAAGAUUGCAGCAUUAAAUUCAGAGAAUUGGGAGACAAUUGUUCCAAUAUCAGAGUUAAAGCCUGGGUACAAAACAUCAUUUCAUAACUUUUUUAGAGUAAAAAGACAGCAACUGUGGACUCAUCUGAGGUUGAACAUGUUUCCAGAUGGAGGUAUUGCCAGGCUGCGGGUGUAUGGUCAAGCCAAGAGGGACUGGUCACUGGUGGACAAGGACACUGUUGUGGACCUGGUAGCUAUGGUCAAUGGUGGUGUGUGUUUGGGCAGUAGUAAUGCCCAUUUUGGCCAUCCCAGAAAUUUAGUGGCACCAGGCACUGGGGAAAACAUGGGGGAUGGCUGGGAAACCGCAAGGAGACUGGAUAGGCCUGCGGUCUUAACUGCAGAUAAAUCAGGAGUUCUUCAAGUACCAGGAUGUGAAUGGGCUGUGUUCCGUUUAGGAUGCCCUGGAGUUGUGAAAGAGAUUACAUUGGAUACGAGACACUUCAAAGGCAAUUUUCCAGAUUCAUGCAGAAUUGAAGCAUGUAACAUACCUUUAAGUGGGGAGCAACAGGCAUUGAGUGUAAUGUCAGGGCCUCCUUGGAAAACGCUGCUACUACCACAGAAAAUGACACCCAACAGAGAGCAUCAUUAUAAAGAUGAGGUCCAAACUAUUGGCACAAUAAGCCACAUUAGGUUAUUUGUGGCUCCAGAUGGUGGAGUCAGCAGAAUGAGGAUAUGGGGGCUGAAAGAAGAUGUAGCCUUGGCUUCUAAAUUGUAAAUUUAUAGUGAAUGUUAUUGAAUUGUUCUUUAAAAAAAGCCUAUUUCUUUUAAAGAUAAGCAUUGAUAUAUGGCAUGUGAAUGAAACUAAUGCUAUUCCAAGUAAACAUGUGCAGACACCCCCGUAAUUUACUUACAUUUCUGAUUGUUUUUGCACAUUCAAAGCUCGUUACAAAUUCCAACAAGCAUUAUACUUAUUAUAUUGGCAUCCUCUUAUAGUUGCCAUCAUAAAUGACAUUCUGGGCUGAGGCAAUUUUAUUUCUCAUGACUGUGAUCUCUAAUGUUGCCAUUAUGUACAUUUUCUUCUCUUUACUAAAAAUGCAUUAGAGGUUUACUGAUGUUGAACAGUACAAUAUUCAAAAUGGUUAUGGUCUUGAAAUUGUUGUGGUGCAUAUAUUUAAUAGGACAUACAUAUUUAAUGGAAAUUUUAAUUAAAAUGUUGAUAAUCUUCAUGACCAAAAACCAUGGAUAGGCAGUUGCUUGAAGUAUUAUUUUAAUCAGCAUUUUUAUAUUAAAGAAAAAUGUGGAUUAAACCAGCUUUUAUUCAGUUAUAAAUCUUGAUGUGUGCACAUAUGGUUAUAAUUUAUAAUUCCACAUUCUAUAUUUACCUCCGCCAAGGAGGUUAUGUUUUCACCCCUGUUUGUUUGUUU
Molecule: messenger RNA, 1948 nt
Organism: Lingula anatina
Lineage: Eukaryota; Metazoa; Brachiopoda; Lingulata; Lingulida; Lingulidae
Product: allantoicase
Biological process (GO): allantoin catabolic process
Molecular function (GO): allantoicase activity
Source: RefSeq, a predicted model, not a curated record